Messenger RNA from Trametes versicolor FP-101664 SS1, 2072 nucleotides. RefSeq lists its product as uncharacterized. Lineage: Eukaryota; Fungi; Basidiomycota; Agaricomycetes; Polyporales; Polyporaceae. Gene Ontology annotation, molecular function: ubiquitin protein ligase binding. Gene Ontology annotation, biological process: regulation of proteolysis; proteasome-mediated ubiquitin-dependent protein catabolic process. The transcript has 13 exons. Gene Ontology annotation, cellular component: cytoplasm. The record is from RefSeq and is a predicted model, not a curated record. Bases 88 to 1974 code for a protein of 628 amino acids.
GUUGAUUCUGCUCGUUGAUCCCCUUGCUUGUGCUGAGGUUCAAUCCAUCUACCCGCAGAGUCCUCAUCUGCUUAGAUCUGAGUGGCCAUGGCAUCGGUUCCCACCUCUGGGAAAUCCCAGGCGGGUGCUGUGCCACCAACGGCCACCGCCGUGGACGAUGCGAAAGAGAGCACGACACUACGAUUCGAAUGGACGGUCCGGGGACUGAAGAACCUGUUCGAAGGCAGCAAAGGGGAAGCCAAGUCAAAAGUCAUCAAGUCCCCAAGAUUUGGUGACGGACGAUGGCAAGUGCUGUUCUAUGUCAAUGCUGGUAUCGUCGGAACAGACGGCCAAACCUGGGUUAGCUUGUACUUGGCCUGCGAGCCCACACUAGCAGAGAAAGAAAACGCAGUCGACGGAAAGUGGGCCCGUGAAGGUCUCUUCAAUUUCAACUUUGAGAUCCGCAAUCCGAGCAAGACUAUCCAGUUCAACUACAAGGAGGCUCAUGACCACUCGUUCUACUAUCCCGGAGCACAAAACUGGGGAUGGUCUCAGUUCGCUCGCAGGGAUGUUGUAUACUAUCAAGCAAACACCGUCAGACAGCACGACGCAUUCCUGGUGAUAUGUGCAAUCACCGUGUCCGCUGCGCCGCCAGCACCAAUACCCACCAUCCCUCCGUAUACCGUCCCGAUGAACCUCUUGGACACUAUGGGUAGUCUUAUGGACGAUCCUAUAUACUCCGACGUAGAGUUCGUUAUCCCGCAGCGCGGGAGAGGCGAAUCUCGCAAGAUAUAUGCGGCCCGAAGGAUGCUUCAAAGAAUAGAGCACUUCAACGACAUGUUCAGCUCGGGGUUCGCAGAAGCAGCUCCGGUUGAUUCCGGGGAUGGCGACGCCCUCGACGACAGCCAACAAGACGAUGCCAGCGUUUCCAGCGUCACCGCAUAUGCCCGCCAUUUCGAUGACUCUGACUUCGAGGAUGACGAGGAGUCCGUUAUGCUCGAGAACGACCGCGACGAAACCGUAGAGCCUCCGCCACUCGACGAGCUCCGAAGUCCUACGCUCGCAGACGACCGGAAGCCGAUUUCCACAGAUGAUACUAGCAGCCAGAAACGACGCGCAGACGAUGAAGAAACGCCCUCCGAAGGUGAGCGCGAAAAUGCGGCGGAUGACGGAGAAGUCGCGCAGGCCCAAAGGAACACGCGUCCUAAGCUCUCGCAUCCCUCUUCCCCACGAAGUCGAAAUGUGGGGCUGGAACAACCUGCAGCACCUCUUAGUAUCGUCAAGCCAAAACCAGCCCGUACCAUCGCCAUCCCCGAAGUGCCAGGACCCAAGAAGUUGCGUGUGGUCGUGAAGGACGUUGCGUAUGCUACUUACCGCGCCGUGCUCUACUACAUCUAUACCGACAUGAUCGUAUUCGCGCCCCUCUCCUCCACCUUCCUCACCGUCUCGUCUGGGUCGCUCGCGCAAGGAGGGUCGUCUGUUCCCUCCACCCCGACGGCGCUCACGUCAGAAGGCCAAUCUUCGUUGGGAUUUCCUGGGUUCGGUGUGCGGAGUAACCAACAACAACCCUCUGAGACCGUGGCAUCGUCCACUUCGACCAUCGCAGGUCCGCGUACACGCAGGGACUGGGUUGCGGAUUGGGAGCGCAACAACCCUGGGCGACCCCGGCCGCCUUCCGCAAAGUCGGUAUACCGUCUUGCAGAUAGACUAGGUCUGCAAGAGCUGAAGGACCGUGCGUUCCGGCACAUCGUGAAGUCGCUCACGGUCGAGAACGUUGCUGUCGAGGCAUUUUCCGCGUUCUCUGCUGCGUUCGAGGACGUCCGAAAGGUCCAGAUCGCAUUCAUGUUCCAGAACUGGAUGGCGGUGCGCACGGGGGCACUGGCAAAUAUUGGGCAACUCCUCCGUAUCGGGAAGCUGCCUGGAUUUGAAGAAGUGUGGCCCAUGAUCUUGCAGAACCUGGUCGCGGAGGACAAGAAGGCUGAUCCAUCGACCUGACCAGUUGACUGCGAAGAUGCUCGUUGAACUCGAUAGCUUUGUCGCAUGCUUUGUAGGAUAUGUUCGCUGUGCAUUGUACGCUGUGUAUCAAUAGUUGC